Molecule: messenger RNA, 1327 nt
Organism: Anopheles cruzii
Lineage: Eukaryota; Metazoa; Arthropoda; Insecta; Diptera; Culicidae
Product: CLIP domain-containing serine protease B4-like
Exons: 4
Coding region: 122-1219 (365 amino acids)
Biological process (GO): proteolysis
Molecular function (GO): serine-type endopeptidase activity
Source: RefSeq, a predicted model, not a curated record
GCUCACCAGUCUGGUCUCAUCAUUGAAGAGAAGCAGUCGACCGGAGCCGAACCGAAGUGAUCGUCCGUGAACAGCAACCAUCGGAGAGUGCUUAUUCGCGGCUUAAGACGGGAGCAGUGAGAUGGUAUUCAACAGCGAAUAUGCUGCCGGAAGGGCGCUGAUGUUGGUGAUUGGUUUGCUAACAAUCGCAAGUCAAAGCGUGCUUUCUCUAGAGCUCGGCCAAUCGUGUGUUAAUCCGCGAGGUCAGCAGGGUAGCUGCAUUCAGUUCCCAGAGUGUCAACCGUUGCUAAGUAUUUAUAAUAAACGGACGCCAACGCCUGAGGAUAAGCAGUUUUUGCUCAACAGCCGGUGCGGCACCUAUAACACCAAAAUACUGGUUUGUUGUGUCGGUGCGACACAAGCACAGAAAUCCUCGUUGCCAGAGCCCCCAUAUUGUGGUUUACAGCUGUCGGACCGUGUGGUCGGUGGUCAGCCAACGCAGCUGGAUGAAUUUCCGUGGACGGCACUGAUCGAGUACCAGAAACCGGGCGGCCAAUACGGUUUCCACUGUGGCGGUUCGCUGAUCAACCAGCGUUACAUCGUGACGGCAGCCCAUUGCAUUAACGCCGUUCCUCGUACCUGGAAGCCGUACCGUGUUCGGCUGGGUGAGUGGGAUCUGGGAUCGUCGACUGAUUGUGAGGCUGACUUCUGUGCCCCCUCGCCGAUUGAUUUGGACAUCGAGCAGAUCAUUGUUCAUCCCGCGUAUGACAGCAGGGAUGCUGCCAACCUGAACGAUAUCGCCCUGAUCCGGUUCAAGCGCAACGUGCAGUACUCGGACGUGAUCCGGCCUAUCUGUCUGCCGCUUUCGACGUCGAUUCGGAACCGAAACUAUGUCGGGUUAUCGAGCUAUGCUGCCGGUUGGGGUAAAACGGAGACGGCUUCGGCCAGUGACAAGAAGCUGAAAGUAGAAUUGCACAUCACGGGUCUGAACGAUUGCGCUCAAGUGUACUCGCGCGGUGGCAUAUACUUACAGUCAUCCCAGAUGUGUGCCGGAGGGGUGCGCGGUAAGGAUACGUGCAGCGGAGACUCCGGUGGACCACUGAUGCGACAGAUCUCGGGCAACUGGUACCUGUACGGUGUGGUCAGCUUUGGACCGCAAAAGUGCGGCACGGCGGGAGUUCCCGGUGUGUACACCAACGUUCUGGAGUACACGGAUUGGAUUCGGAACAACAUCUCUUAGAUUUAGUGACCUACUAACGACACGUCAACAGUGCCUCUAAUAGAUUGUAGCACGCGAGCAUUGGUUUAAGCAAUAAAAUGGUUUAAACUAUACAUGUCAUUCAAGCUG